Molecule: messenger RNA, 1189 nt
Organism: Annulohypoxylon truncatum
Lineage: Eukaryota; Fungi; Ascomycota; Sordariomycetes; Xylariales; Hypoxylaceae
Product: NAD(P)-binding protein
Exons: 3
Coding region: 93-965 (290 amino acids)
Source: RefSeq, a predicted model, not a curated record
UUAACAUACAUACAAACCUAAUUUUUACAUACCAACUCUCCAUUCAGAAUUCCGAAUUAAAGCCCCCCCCCCCCCCAAAAAAAAAAAAAGUCAUGUCUUCACCAACCGGCACAGUCCUCCUCCUAGGCGGCACCGGCAAAGUAGGCGGGCGCAUCGCGCCGCUCCUGAAAGCCGCCAACGUGCCCACGCUCGUGGCCUCGCGGUCCGGAAAUUCGCCCACGGGCUUGCCGGGCGUCAAGUUCGACUGGUUCGACGAGUCGACGUGGGAGCCCGUGUUCGCGAGCGCGUCGUCGCCGCCGAUCGGCGCCGUGUUCCUCGUCGCGCCGCUGAUGUCGCACCCGGGCGCCAUCAUGCGCAAGUUCAUCGACCUCGCCGUCGCCAAGGGCGCCAAGCGCUUCGUGCUCCUCGGCGCAAGCCCCAUAACCGAGGGAGGGCCCUGGAUGGGCGACGCGCAAAAGUACCUGCGCGAGCUGGGCGAGCAGGGAAAGCUCAGCUGGUCCGUCCUGAGGCCGACUUGGUUUCAGCAAAACUUCACGGAAAACGCUCACGGCACCUUUUUAAAGUCAGAGAGCAAGCUGUUCUCAGGCACGGGCAACGGCAAAGUCCCGUUCGUCAACGCAGAGGACAUAGCUGCCGUGGGUUUCCACGCCCUGACGUCGCCUCAACCUCCCAACACCGAUUACGUGAUUUUGGGCCCGGAGCUACUCUCGUACCCUGAUGUCGCAGCGAUCAUCUCCGCCGCCGUCGGCCGCACGAUCGAAUACGUCGAGCUUAGCGAGGCGGACCUGGCAGCGCGGUUCGCGCAGUGGAUUGACCCCGAGUACGCCGCAACCCUGGCGGCCAUGGACACGGACAUCAAGAACGGCGCCGAGAACCGGACCAACGACGUCGUGCGGACCGUCACCGGCAAGGAGCCGCGGAGUUUUAGGGACUUCGUCGAGGAGAACAAGGCUGCUUGGAUUUGAACUAUGUACUUAAAACGAUGUAGGUUAAGUUACGUCAAGCUAGGUAAGGGGGGGAAGGGUUAAUGUUGAGUAUAGGCGGCCCUCGAUGCGGAAAUCGGUCCUCUUCAAUACGGCCCUGCCUAUAUCAGCGUAACAUGCGUAAUGUUGAAUCGUUCAUUGCUGCCAAUCAAGAAGUUCCGCAGCGUUUGCAUCGUUACGUUCUUUCACGUGGCGUCACAUAAACG